AUGAUUCUUAUUAAAAUAGUUUUAAAUUUAUCUUUCUUCUAUGUAGUAGACCUCCAUAAUCAAUUUAGAAAAUUUUAAAAAAUUAAUAUAAUCCGAUUCUUAGGAAGAUUGUAUUUUUUCUUCAAGAUUUUUACAAAAUUCAUUUCGAGUUUUAAUUCAGUUAGGAUAAUUUAAAAUUAUGAAUAGGUCAUUAUAUUAUCAUAAAAUUUUUAGAAAGAAGAUGGUUAAUUCUCAAGUCCUUAACCUAAAUUCGACAAUUAAGAGUUAGUGGCUUUAAUAAACUAUAUUAAUAAAGUUUUCGACUUAAUAAAGAACCCUGAAUAAUUACAUGAAGCAAAAAACAUAUCCAUUAAAUGGUUUAGUAAUGUUAAAUUAAUUAAGAUCCAUAAUAAUAAAAUGUAUGUAUUCUUUUAAUUUAAUAGGUAACACAAUUUUUAAAUACAAUAUGUGAAACUCAUUCACUGGAGAUUAUAAUGUUUAAUUUAAGUCAAGCAGAAUUUGAGGAAAAAAUUCCAUUUUUAUGUAUCGAAUGCUUACAAAAAAGUUUUGCUGAAAACAAGUCUGUUUCUAAUCUCAUAAAUCUAACUGAGGCUAAUAAAAGAUGGAAAAGGUAUUUAGAAGAAUAGGAUGAAAAGAGAUUCUAAAGAGAAGCAAGAUUUAAUUAGGCGAUAGGAAUUAUAAAUAAUUUAUAAGAUAAGUACAAUCAAGAAUUAUGUUGAAUGAUCAAUUACUAAAAGAACUUUAAGCAUUUGAAAAACUUUAAGAAUUGAAAAUAUUUCUUUUUUUUAAUAAGGCAAAAAAAAUCUACUUUAUAUAAUUGAAAUUCUUGGUCAAAAAGAAAAGUAGAAAAUUUAAGAAAAAAAUUAAAAUUAAGAGGAUUUUACAUUUUACUAAACCCAAAAGAAAUUAUUAGAAGAGUUGAUUAAAGAAAAUUUAGUUGUUCAGAAUUAAUUUAAUGGCUUAUGAAUUAUGAUUAAUGUAUUUUUUUAAUGUUAUUAAGAACCCCAAUAAUCAAAUGAUGCUUCCAAAGAUAAGAUUGAGAAUGAUUAAGAAGUUAUAGAUUUUCUUAAAAAGACCACUAUUUAAGACUAAUAUUUAUCAUUCUUUGAAAUUUCAUUUAAUUUCUUUAAAACUCUUAAACAAGAAGAAUAAGAUCUGAAAUCAAAGGGAAAGCUAGAAAAAUUGUAUUAAUCUGAGUUUGAAACUUAAUCUUAAUCCCUUUAGAUAUAUUAAAGAUGUUAUAAAUAAUUUNAGAAAGAAGAUGGUUAAUUCUCAAGUCCUUAACCUAAAUUCGACAAUUAAGAGUUAGUGGCUUUAAUAAACUAUAUUAAUAAAGUUUUCGACUUAAUAAAGAACCCUGAAUAAUUACAUGAAGCAAAAAACAUAUCCAUUAAAUGGUUUAGUAAUGUUAAAUUAAUUAAGAUCCAUAAUAAUAAAAUGUAUGUAUUCUUUUAAUUUAAUAGGUAACACAAUUUUUAAAUACAAUAUGUGAAACUCAUUCACUGGAGAUUAUAAUGUUUAAUUUAAGUCAAGCAGAAUUUGAGGAAAAAAUUCCAUUUUUAUGUAUCGAAUGCUUACAAAAAAGUUUUGCUGAAAACAAGUCUGUUUCUAAUCUCAUAAAUCUAACUGAGGCUAAUAAAAGAUGGAAAAGGUAUUUAGAAGAAUAGGAUGAAAAGAGAUUCUAAAGAGAAGCAAGAUUUAAUUAGGCGAUAGGAAUUAUAAAUAAUUUAUAAGAUAAGUACAAUCAAGAAUUAUGUUGAAUGAUCAAUUACUAAAAGAACUUUAAGCAUUUGAAAAACUUUAAGAAUUGAAAAUAUUUCUUUUUUUUAAUAAGGCAAAAAAAAUCUACUUUAUAUAAUUGAAAUUCUUGGUCAAAAAGAAAAGUAGAAAAUUUAAGAAAAAAAUUAAAAUUAAGAGGAUUUUACAUUUUACUAAACCCAAAAGAAAUUAUUAGAAGAGUUGAUUAAAGAAAAUUUAGUUGUUCAGAAUUAAUUUAAUGGCUUAUGAAUUAUGAUUAAUGUAUUUUUUUAAUGUUAUUAAGAACCCCAAUAAUCAAAUGAUGCUUCCAAAGAUAAGAUUGAGAAUGAUUAAGAAGUUAUAGAUUUUCUUAAAAAGACCACUAUUUAAGACUAAUAUUUAUCAUUCUUUGAAAUUUCAUUUAAUUUCUUUAAAACUCUUAAACAAGAAGAAUAAGAUCUGAAAUCAAAGGGAAAGCUAGAAAAAUUGUAUUAAUCUGAGUUUGAAACUUAAUCUUAAUCCCUUUAGAUAUAUUAAAGAUGUUAUAAAUAAUUUUAGGAAAACUAAGUAAAAUUGGAAAAAUUAAUGAAGGUUGAUGAAAUUGAAAAAAAAUUAACCUAAAUUGAAUGA
Molecule: messenger RNA, 2367 nt
Organism: Paramecium sonneborni
Lineage: Eukaryota; Ciliophora; Oligohymenophorea; Peniculida; Parameciidae
Source: the annotation of a GenBank genome assembly